Messenger RNA from Bufo bufo (common toad), 3876 nucleotides. RefSeq names its product RAS p21 protein activator 3 (gene RASA3). NCBI's taxonomy places the organism in Eukaryota, Metazoa, Chordata, Amphibia, Anura, Bufonidae. The transcript is spliced from 24 exons. Gene Ontology annotation, molecular function: GTPase activator activity. The record is from RefSeq and is a predicted model, not a curated record. Gene Ontology annotation, biological process: intracellular signal transduction; regulation of GTPase activity; negative regulation of Ras protein signal transduction. The coding region runs from base 126 to 2627 and encodes 833 amino acids.
CCUCCGGCCGCUUCGCGCUUUGCUCUGCGCUGUGUGAGGAGGAGAGCGGGGCUCAGAGCUGCAGUGGCCGGGACAGGAGUACAGUGACCGGGGCAGAGCCCGCAGUGAACAUAGCACUCAGCACCAUGGCGGUGGAGGAGGAAGGGAUCCGUGUCUUUCAGAGCGUCCGGAUCAAGAUAGGUGAGGCCAAAAAUCUUCCUUCUUAUCCGGGGCCAAACAAGAUGCGAGAUUGUUACUGCACUGUGAACCUAGACCAAGAAGAAGUGUUCAGGACCAAGAUAGUGGAGAAGUCGCUCUGCCCUUUUUAUGGAGAAGAUUUUUAUUGUGAGAUUCCACGAAACUUUCGCCACCUCUCCUUUUACAUAUUUGACAGAGAUGUGUUCCGCAGGGAUUCCAUCAUGGGUAAAGUAGCAAUACUAAAGGAAGAUCUGCAAAAAUAUAACAACAGAGAAACCUGGUUUCAAGUCCAGCAUGUAGAUGCAAAUUCAGAAGUACAGGGGAAGGUUCACUUGGAGCUCAGGCUGAGUGAAGUGAUUACAGACACUGGGGUCAUCUGUCACAAGCUUGCAGUCCGCGUGUUAGAAUGCAGAGGCUUACCCAUUGUGAAUGGACAGUGCGAUCCUUAUGCAACCGUAACUUUACUGGGGCCAACAAGAACUGAGUCAAAGAAAACUAAAGUUCGAAAGAAGACUAUCAACCCGCAGUUUGAUGAAGUGUUUUAUUUUGAGGUGACAAAGCCCAGUAGUUACAACAAGAAAUCCCAUUUUGAAAUAGAAGAGGAUGAUGUAGACAAGAUGGAGAUAAGGGUUGACCUAUGGAAUGCAAGUAAUCUAAAGUUUGGAGAUGAGUUUCUUGGAGAGCUUAAAAUUCCACUCAAGGUCCUCCGACAAUCCAGCUGCUACGACGCAUGGUACUUGCUUCAGCCCAGGGAUAAUGGAAAAUCAGGCAAGCCUGAGGAUCUUGGCUCACUAAGGCUCAAUGUAGUUUACACUGAAGAUCAUGUAUUUGCAAGCGAGUACUACAACUGCCUCAGAGACCUCUUAUUAAAGUCUGGAGAUGUUGAGCCCGUUUCAGCAUCUGCUGCACAUGUGUUGGGUGAAGUGUGCAGAGAAAAACAGGAAGCUGCAAUACCUCUGGUCCGUCUUUUUUUACAUUAUGGCAAGAUUGUGCCUUUCAUCAGCGCCAUUGCCUGCGCUGAAGUAAACAGAACACAAGAUCCAAAUACUAUUUUCAGAGGGAAUUCAUUGACAUCCAAGUGCAUUGAUGAGACCAUGAAACUGGCCGGGAUGCAUUAUCUUCAAGUUACAUUGAAGCCUAUUAUAGAUGAGAUCUGCGAGUUACAUAAACCCUGUGAGAUUGAUCCUGUGAAGUUGAAAGAUGGUGAAAACUUAGAAACCAACAAAGAAAACUUAAAGAAUUAUGUAGACCAGAUUUUUAAUGUCAUCACAAAAUCAGGGGUCAGUUGCCCGACAGUUAUGUGUGACAUCUUCUUCUCUCUGAGAGAAUCUGCUGCCAAGAGGUUCCAAGAUGACCCUGAUGUAAGAUACACCGCUGUGAGCAGCUUCAUUUUCCUGCGGUUCUUUGCACCUGCUAUCCUGUCUCCUAACCUUUUCCAGCUCAGUCCGCACCACCCAGACCCACAGACUUCUAGAACCUUGACUCUCAUCUCCAAGACUAUACAGACUUUGGGUAGCUUAUCUAAAUCAAAAUCUGCUAGCUUCAAAGAGACCUACAUGGCUGCAUUUUAUGACCACUUUAAUGAACAGAAGUAUGCAGAUGCUGUUAAGAAUUUUCUGGACCUGAUUUCCUCCUCUGGAAGAAGAGAUCACAAGAGCAUAGAACAACCUAUUCUCCUUAAGGAAGGAUUUAUGAUCAAAAGAGCUCAAGGGAGGAAGCGUUUUGGUAUGAAAAAUUUCAAGAAGAGAUGGUUUCGACUAACCAACCAUGAGUUUACAUACCAGAAAGGCAAAGGUGAUCACCCACUCUGCAGUAUUCCAAUUGAAAACAUUUUAGCCGUAGAAAGAGUAGAAGAGGAGUCCUUCAAAAUGAAGAAUAUGUUUCAAGUCAUUCAGCCUUCAAGGACCUUGUAUAUUCAAGCAAACAACUGUGUUGAAGCUAUGGACUGGAUAGACAUCCUCACCAAAGUUAGCCAGUGUAACCAGAAACGCCUCACUGUUUACCACCCCUCAGCCUACCUGAAUGGGCACUGGCUGUGUUGCAAGGCUACCUCAGAAAAUGCUCCUGGCUGCAGUCCAUGCACAGGGGGCCUGCCAGCAAAUAUCCAACUUGUCAUUGAUGGGGAUAGAGAAACUGAAAGAGUUUACUCCCUCUUUAACACAUAUAUGUCCAAGAUGGAGAAAAUGCAAGAGGCUUGUGGUAGUAAGUCCGUGUAUGACGGUCCUGAACAGGAGGAAUAUAGUAGCUUUGUUAUUGAUGAUCCUCGAGAAACCUACAAAACACUAUGUAGCAUUAUAGAAGCUGUCAAGACCUUAGAAGAGGAGCACGCUCAGUACAAGAGGGAUAAAUUCAAGAAGACAAAGUAUGGAAGCCAAGAACAUCCGAUAGGAGACAAGAGUUUCCAGACCUACAUCAGGCAGCAGUCAGAGGUGUCCACACAUUCCAUUUGACUUGCCAUGGAUAGCACUUCAAAAAGGAAAUGGCCUGCGUACUCAAGAUGUAAAUAGGAAAAAGACGUCCUCACGAGAUCCAGCAUUGUAACACAAUAUUUGGAACUGAAAAAGCAAAAUGUGCUGAGUUUUUGUGAGUGUUUUGUGGACUGUUACAAGAGUUGCAAUGCACUUUAUUCAUCUGUGAACAGAUGACAGAACUUUUUUGUUUUAUAACCAUAUGCCAUAACUCCUCCAGAACUGCUUCACAUAUGGGUCCUUUGUCUGUGUUUCUGAUACUACUAGCAUUCCUUGGACAGCGCCUCACACUGGCAGCAUUCAUUUUAGGUCACAAGAGGGCUCUGAACUGCAGGUCUUUCACUUGCUUCCAUCUCAGGUCAGCAUUACUGACAUAUGAAUAUUAAAUGAAUUUGAAGAUGACUUGACUUUGUCAGUAAAUCCGAGAACAUCUCUUCACAUUCACGUUAUUUCAUAGAAAUACCUUUAUGGCAUACAUGCAGAUGAAAGUAUACUUUGGACAUGAUCCUGUACAGAUGUGCUGUAGAGAUGAAAAAUGUGCCAUGAAAUCUAUGGUAUACUUAUUCAGUAACAUCGCUGUUGGACUGGGCUUUUCUUGGGCUCACCUAAGGAAAUUAUUUUUUGGGCCCAACUCCUACAUCAUCAAUAAAGGCUAAUAGGUUUUGAUUCAAAGAAAUAGACCCUUAUGGCAAGUGAUUGGUUCCAACAACAGCUCCAAAUAGAUUUUCUUCUUCUGGACCUUUGGGGCCCACUACGGUAUCAGAGUCUGGGCCCAACGGAGGUGGGCCAGUCUGAUGUUAAGUAACAUGCAGUAGCCAUGUUAGCCAAUGCAUUGGUCUUCACUUCAUAUUGAUUUGAAACUGAACAGAAUACUUCCUACCAACUGGACCAAUCAUUUCAUUGUAUAGUUAGAUGUCUGCGGAGGCCAGGCUUCCAUCAUGUUUCUUAUUUCUCCCUAAAGAUGGUAACCCUGAAGAAAGCAGUGCUACGUAACAAAGCUUGCUGUUUGAUAUUGCUGAUACCAGCCUUAUAUACGGGCCACACAUUUAUGGUCCUUGGAUCAUUAGGACAGAUUUACAAAUAUAGUGUAAAAGUAAGACGGUGGAAACUUAGACUGUCAGUCUUGAACGGCACCAGAUUUUUUACAGUGACUUAUGCUGAAUGUUAAAUUUGGUGCAUCUUUAGUCUAAGUUGGCUUAGGCUACUUUCACACUAGCGUUUUUGCUGGAUC